This is a messenger RNA of Rana temporaria (common frog), 1295 nucleotides long. RefSeq names its product tumor suppressor candidate 3 (gene TUSC3). Gene Ontology annotation, cellular component: oligosaccharyltransferase complex. Bases 33 to 1061 code for a protein of 342 amino acids. The record is from RefSeq and is a predicted model, not a curated record. The transcript has 10 exons. Lineage: Eukaryota; Metazoa; Chordata; Amphibia; Anura; Ranidae.
GCUGAUCAGAGCAAAGCAGGUGCUGAUGGGGGAUGCAGAGCUCCAGAAUCAUGGCGAGCAGCAUGAGAGCAGCAAUGCAGCAGCUGUUUAUUGUCAGCAGCCUGCUUAUCCUACUUCUAUGUCUGCAGAGUGGGGGAGGACAAAAGAAGAAGGAGAACCUUCUAAGUGAAAAGGUGGAGCAGAUGAUGGAAUGGAGCUCUCGCCGAUCCGUCAUCCGUAUGAAUGGAGACAAGUUCAGGAGAUUUGUGAAAGCACCACCCCGUAACUAUUCUGUGAUUGUGAUGUUCACUGCGCUGCAGCCUCAAAGACAAUGCUCUGUAUGCAGACAAGCAAAUGAAGAAUAUCAAGUGCUUGCAAAUUCUUGGCGAUAUUCUUCAGCAUUUUCCAACAAGCUUUUCUUCACUAUUGUGGACUAUGAUGAAGGAGCAGAUGUUUUCCAGCAGCUCAACAUGAACUCAGCUCCCACCUUCAUGCACUUCCCAGCAAAAGGAAAGCCCAAGAGAGCAGAUACCUUCGACCUCCAACGUAUUGGGUUUGCAGCCGAACAGCUCGCAAAGUGGAUUGCUGACAGAACAGAUGUCCAUAUCCGUGUGUUCAGGCCACCUAAUUAUUCUGGCACAAUAGCUUUGGCCUUACUUGUAUCCCUGGUUGGGGGUUUGCUUUAUUUGAGAAGAAAUAACUUAGAAUUCAUCUACAAUAAGACAGGCUGGGCCAUGGCAGCUCUUUGUGUUGUGUUUGCUAUGACUUCUGGACAGAUGUGGAAUCAUAUACGUGGACCACCUUACGCACAUAAAAAUCCACAAAAUGGUCAAGUGAGUUACAUACAUGGAAGCAGCCAGGCACAGUUUGUCGCAGAAUCUCACAUCAUUCUACUUCUCAAUGCAGCUAUCACCAUGGGAAUGGUUCUUCUCAAUGAAGCAGCAACUUCAAAGGGAGAUGUUGGAAAAAGAAGAAUCAUAUGUCUAGUUGGACUUGGUCUUGUGGUAUUCUUCUUCAGCUUCCUUCUGUCAAUCUUCCGAUCAAAGUAUCAUGGUUACCCAUACAGUUUUUUAAUUAAAUGAAAUAUACCGAUCCCAAGAUGUCACAAUUUAUACUGAAGACAAAGUAUUCCUGCUGGUGCACAUGGCAUGUAUAUUCAUUAUUCUCAUUUUAUUUGCUGCUUGUUUACGUACGGUGUUAGAUUUUAGUGCAGUGGUGUAUACAUCAGUGUGUUGUUAUUUUUAUUGCAUAAAAAUGUUAUUAGACAAAUACGCCUGUUUCUUGGAAGCCUCACCUAAUUAAAGGUCUGUCUGUAG